Molecule: messenger RNA, 5872 nt
Organism: Xyrichtys novacula (pearly razorfish)
Lineage: Eukaryota; Metazoa; Chordata; Actinopteri; Labriformes; Labridae
Source: the annotation of a GenBank genome assembly
CCUUUGCUGGUGCUGUGCUGUAGCAGCACUUACUGGAGGCAAACAGGACAAACGCCUCCUUGGCUGUGUCCUCACUGAUAGAUGGAAUACUGUAAGUAGUGUGAGAAUGAGAUAGAUUAUUGCAUGGGGUCUUAAAAUUAAGAGGAAGUGAGGAAGUGCUUAGCUUGCUAUUACUGUAUAUUUUAACUGAAAGUCUUUUGCAAGGCUUCUCAUGCGUGAACAAAAAGAAACGGUUAGAGACUUACUUCCAACUUGGUUGUUGGGGUAAAGGUUCAGGCGGAGCAGCUGGGAAAGUAGGCAUUGGAGGAGGAAGAAAUCCACCUUUGACAGACAUGACAGUAUCAUCAGUUUAUCCUAGGAGCAUUAGUUCCAGUCUUGAUCAUACAGUAUUAUGUACUCAGCGGUCAUUCCUUUUGGCAUGCUUUUGAAAUUGUAUACAACAUGCAUUCCCAGAUUAUGAAUAUUGAGGAGUGUUGGUGGUGUUUUGCUGAAUAAAUUCACAAACACAUGAGGGUAAGAUGGCCUAUUAGAAGCACAGAAUUCUUAACCCUAGAACACUAUAUGCAGGUGAUUUUACACGACUAAACAUGUUUAGGUGAUUUUCAUUAUGCUGCGUUUGUCUGAGUAUCAUGGGUCCCUGGGUAGCUUCAGCAUUGCCUUUGACAUCUUUGAAGACAUAUUUAUUUCCCUGAUCCAACACCUGCUUUUUCCUACAGGCACGUGUUUAGGUGAUUUUCACCCAGCAAUAGUGAUAGAGGGUAAGUGGGUUUGGGUGGAUUUGAUAGCUGCAUGUAGGGAAUAAGGUCAGUAAGAGUGGCCCUAGAAUUUGCAUGCUUUCUUUAUUUAGUGCAGUGGUUAUGAACAACUAUCAUAAAGUAGUGAUUUUUCAGGGAAUUCAUAUGGUGAUAAGAAACAUUUUAGACAGCUGGUCAUAUUUACCCACUCAAAAUAUGCCAUAUUUUGGUUCUCUCUACACUCUCAAAUGGAUGGAAAAGAAAUUAUAUAUAUAUAUGUCGGAAUUUUUUGUUCAUGAAUGCCUAACUUCAGUUAUUUUGUUGCAUUUUUAUGUGGUCCCUCAUGGUACUUUCUUUCUCUCUCUUUGAACACUGCACAGUUGAAAAUGGAGGAAAACUACUUCAAUUUAUCAUGUACUGUCUUGUUUUGAUAUAUUUUGAUGACAAGUACUUUUCCUGGGUAUAUUAUUCCGGGUAAAAAUCUCCUGGCGAUGGUGAUGGUGUUACUAUUUUUAGCUUUAGUGUCCAAGGGUUAAGGAGGGGUGUCGAAAAACACUAAAGAAUGCAUGCAAUAUGUGGUUUACCUCCUCCUCCCGCCACUGUUCCUUCGUAGCCAGGCACACUGUCAAACAUGCUGGCCGGAGGAGCGCUGGGGCCCUGGGAGUCAGCUGCGGGUGGGGCGAACAGCGCUGAAAGAAAACCAGAAGAACCAGUUUCAGUCAUGAGGACAACUCUAGCUUUUCACAAGUUGAAUCUAAUUCACUUUUCAUGCACAAUACAAAAAUCCAGUUUAAGAUACAGCACACAAUUAAAACCUAGAUUUCAUAGCUGUACCUUUUCCUAAACUCAGACAGAAUCCUUGUAAUUAUCUGAUGUAUAGCUGUCAAUACAUGAAAACACAGGAGGACAUAGUCGCGAGUGACUGAGGAACUUACCUUGCGCCUCCAUGUUAUUACCCGCGUUUCCAAACAUCGUAAGAUGUUUUACAGCUACACUAAAAACUCACAGACAGAAAAAAGCUGUCCCCCGAAGGCUCUAACUCCUAUAGAUCUGUAGUAGGGCUGAAAAAACCCACAGCGUCUUCGAGACGUGACACCUCACUUAACCUGCACGUCGAAAUGACGUCACUGCUCGGCACGCUGAACCGUGUAACGGGAGAGUGUAUUUUUAACUCCGUUAACCAACCACAAAUAUGUCUUUAAAACGGGUUAAUUUUGUUUUUAAAAGUUGAUAGGACAAAUUUAUUGAUCUUACCAGGUCCUCCUGCUGCCGCGGGGACAUACCCGGGGUUCGCUAUUCCGUAGCCUGGGUUGUUGUGGCUGCAAAAGAGGAACGAAAGAAAAGGAAAGUUAAGGCCACUGAGAUUUUUACUUAAAAAAAAUUAGCCUAGAAGUCAAAUCGCAAACUUAAAUGACCCUUACUUCAUUAUAGGCUGACGCUCCAUCAAACACAGACAAUCAACUUGUGAUAAGAAAGGACUGAACUGAUCAAGCUCUCCUCCGUGAUCUGAUCACGUCCUGGAUGUCGAUUACCAAUGAUCAUGUGACAUUAAGCUGAUGAUUUACCUUUUAUCAUACUCCACCCCCGUGUAAUGCAUGGUCAGUCAGCAGGUACAGCCUCCUCUCAAACAAACAGGAGCCAAACUACACUUUAUAUUGUGGGUCGUGGUUCAGCUCAAGUGUUUGCGCAGUAAAGAGUUGGUAUUGUGGGGGGAAAGGAACUUGAUAACUCGGGGAAUGUGCUGAAACUCCCCCGACCUCCCUCGAAAAAAUGUUCAGGAAGUGCGCACAUUGUCAUUCUUGAAAAGUAAACAUGAUGAAAGGUGGGCGUCUGCUUCUGUAUUCACGUUAAAUGAUGAAAAUGUGACAAAAAUAAGCUAUCACAACAACUGACACAAACGUAAGAAAAACUUUUAACGAUUAAACUAAUUAAAGAAACAUUUUUGAGGGUGAGUUUCUGACCAUAGACAUUAUUUAUGUAGACGCCUCAACGCCUGAUGCUGCCUAUUGGAGCUCUCGUCUCAGCGCGGCCGCCAUCUUGGAUGGGUCCCCCGUAUGCCUAAACGCAACCACAGUAAGGGCCAUAAUCUGGAUCUAGGUCUAGUCUGAGGGCCAAACAGGGUCAACAUUUCACCCAAACUGUCAACCUCUAUAUUAAUAAUAACUCUCCAAAUCUCUGCCCGAUUUUCACACUUUUUGGUUUGUUACAACGGCAUGGAUGUAGCCAUAAUACAAAAACAACGUCACACAUUAAAAAUAAAAAAUAAAUAUAUUUUUCAAUCCUAUUUGUGAAAUGUGAUCUACGUGAUCUGGUUUCAAUACUGCGUCAGGUUUUUCAACCACAGAGUGCAAAAAUACGGGCUUAGUUGCUCGUUCUCCAUUGACCCGAACCUAGAGUAGGCACAUCCAAGAUGGCGGUGACGCUAGUUAACCAGAGCAGUGGAUUAAAACAGUGUUUUAAUCCACUGCUCUGUAGUUUACGCUCCAGCACGCAAUGAGGCGUCUACGUAUAUACUGUCUAUGUGACUGACAAGGAAAGCGCCCCGAAUAACUAUACUCUGAAAAAAUACACUACCCAUAAGUCUUUGCAACUCUCGCGGUAGUCCUUUUCUUCCUUUCCGCCGUCGCUGAGGUCCCUUUUGGAUUCACAUCGGCGGGUGAGUUCACCGUAUCUACUGUAAUCCUCACUAAAUGUGAGAUAAUACAAACAUCUUGACAUAGCUUAUCACACUAUUACGUCCACCCAACUUAUGUUUGGUAAAAUUAAGCUCGUAUGUAUCACAUUUGCCGUCCAUAAUAUAUCGUUAAGGACUGGAGUGCUAUUCCUAUGGCGGCUCACCGGCUGCUACAGCUCCGCUUAUUUAACGUGUUACACAUUUCCGUAAAGGCGCAUUGAGACCUGUCAAAUUGAUAAUCAUGAUAUAACAGGUGGUUACAGCCAAAUAGGUUUAGUGUUGAAUUAAUGCGUUUUCCAGAGCAAUACAGUUGAUAACGACAGGCAGUGUAAUGGCUAGCAAACAGGCUAAACACUGACUGCUCAGCUGAAGCUAGCAUGCAAACACGUUUACAGGCUCACUUGGGAUGAUGAUAUUGGAGUGUCUUAAGUUUGGGUGUUUCUUUGGAGGAGUCGUCCCAAAUCAGUCAGCUGUUGAAAUCUCCACACUUGUUGUAAAGCCUUACUCGUGUGUUGUGUGCUCUCGUGCUUUUUGCAGGUGAAGCUAGCACUCCAUGUUGUCAGUGAGCUGUUCAGGCUCUAAAAAUGUUUCAAUUACACUGACUGAUGUGUCCUUUUUUUGCUUAUAGUCAUCAUGGCAGCCCUCAGGCCCCUCACGAAGCCCAAAAUCGUCAAAAAGAGAACCAAGAAGUUCAUUCGCCACCAGUCUGACAGAUAUGUGAAGAUUGCGGUAAGUGUAUUAAAACAAACUGGACAGAGACUGGAUAUCUUCUAAUUUAAAUACACCGUAUUUGACCUUCAGGUGAUUAAUUGUCCAAUCAUGUCUGUGUUUCUGGCAGAAAAAUUGGCGUAAGCCCAGAGGUAUUGACAACAGGGUUCGCAGGCGGUUUAAGGGUCAGAUGCUGAUGCCCAACAUCGGUUAUGGUAGCAACAAGAAGACCAAGUACAUGCUGCCCUCCGGUUUCAAGAAGUUCCUGGUGCACAAUGUCAAGGAACUUGAGGUCCUGAUGAUGAGCAACAAGUAAGUUUUCUCCAUACACUGUUCAACACACAUGUCAAUCUUUCUCAGGGUCUGCUAUAUUUGCAGAGAUUUUGAGAAACGUGAAGACUGUGAAGACUGUCAAGUGAAAAAUGAGGCCACUCUUGAUAAUUGAGCAGGGAUAUCCUUUAAAACCUUCUUUUAAACAUUUUUAAUGGGGAUUUUUAAUUUUUUAACUUUUAUUUAACCAGGUAAAGACCUGCUGAGAUCAAUACUAAAUGAUGAUAAAUGCAUAAUAAAUGAUAAUAAAGAAGAAGAAAAAAAUUGUGAUAAAAGUUGAGUGCAUUCCAGUUAUUGGGGAUGCUUGGCAAAGACUGGUGAGUUAAAAAGAACAUCUUGUGCUGGAUGUUCAUUAUGUUUUUAUGUUAAACACUGGCUUUAAAAUCUGAAACUGACAAACCCGAUCCAAAAUUAAUGUCUACAUCAGAACUGAUCAGCUUUCUUUUUGAUUCAAAUAAAGUUGCGAGAGUGUUUGAGGAGGGAUGUUUGCAAUGAGUAUUCACUUACAAACAUAUGUGCUCCAUGGCACUGCUACUGUUGAUAAUGGCAGAAGGGUGAGACAUUUUCAUAAAUUGUAGUUUUGUUGAAAUUUUUACAUGUCUUCAGCACUCGAAAUGUGCUUCCUUUGUUAUUCCUGUAUUGUCAAUACUUUGUUUUUAACUUUAAAAUGCCUACUGAGUCAAUGAAAUUCAAUUGGUAUGGUUGCACUAAAAAUCACACUGCUCAUUUCCAUGAAGAAGGCAAAGCUGUGGGUUCGAUGUUGCAUUUGUAUUCUCUGUAUUUGUGUGAUGAAAUGGGAAAGAAGGGGAUAAGGAUUUAUGAUGGAUGGCUACUGUAAGGACAGGGUAGGUGACACCGGUGGUUAAGUUGGUUUGGGUAAUUUUGGGAACAGUCUUGGUGAGCAGUGGGAUAUCAAAUGUGACCCACCUCCUUUGCAACCCUAUUUUUCUUAUAGCUACUUUAGUAUUUUCUAUAAACACUGAUGCUUAGAGAGGGACUGGUUAAUUUCAGCCUGUUAAGAUGCGAUUAAUGUUCUGCCUCCAUGGACAAAACAAAGGAUCCCAAACAUCACCUUGGACCCGGGUUUGAUGAUCUAGAAAAAAAUAUUUCCAGAUUAAUUUUCAUUUUGUUGUGAAGUUAUGAUGCAUGUAUGUGCUCAGUGUCUGUAAAAUUUUAGGGACAUUUUCCUGUCAUUAACACUUUUGUGUUUGUGUUUCUGCAGGACUCACUGCGCUGAGAUUGCCCACAAUGUCUCCUCCAAGAACAGGAAGGUGAUUGUGGAGAGGGCAGCUCAGCUGGCCAUCAAGAUCACAAAUCCCAACGCCAGGCUCAGGAGUGAGGAGAAUGAAUAAACUGGUUAUUCACAAUAAACACUUUAAAAUUGAAUCCUGCUUGUGAGUCAUUUUUGUACACAUGCUGCUUGUUG